This is a messenger RNA of Sinocyclocheilus rhinocerous, 1517 nucleotides long. Its product is annotated as E3 ubiquitin-protein ligase RNF182. Bases 175 to 945 code for a protein of 256 amino acids. The transcript has 2 exons. The record is from RefSeq and is a predicted model, not a curated record. Lineage: Eukaryota; Metazoa; Chordata; Actinopteri; Cypriniformes; Cyprinidae.
GCUUGUACACCUAGAGCAGCCAAGAGAGAGAUAUGAAAACAGUUGCGCUGGAGAGCACUGAAAAACGGUGGAGUAUCACUUAAACUAAAAAAAGAAUCAAAGGAAAGCAAAAUAACUCAAACAACCCUGGAGGAGCCAGAGAAAGACACCACACAGCACGAGCAUGAAGCCACGAUGAGCUGUGCUCAGGCUGGCCCGGAGGAGAGCUCCGCUAAUGCCAGCGCCAAUACUAACACCAGCCUCAACAGCACCACCAACGAUGAGUUGGAGUGCAAAAUCUGCUACCAGCGCUACAAUGCACACAGCCGCAAGCCCAAGAUUCUGGACUGCCUGCAUCGCGUGUGUGCCAGAUGCCUCAAUAAGAUCCUGGACAUGGGGGACGGCGCCAGCUCCAUCAGCUGCCCUUUCUGCCGCCACGAGACGCAGGUCAGCGAGUAUGAAGUGGCCGGGUUGCCAGACGACUCAAACAUCAUGUCCCGUCUGGCCGUGCGGGACAAGUCCUGGAGCUCGGACCACAGUAAGGAGGUAGUGCUGACGCCCAAGAGCCUGUCCUCCGAGAGUCCAUCCCAUGACUCCUCCAACUGCCUGGUCAUCACCAUCAUGGAGGUGCAGCGGGACCAGCAGCGCUCACCCAGCCAAAACGCCAGCUCUGACUACUACAGCAACCAUAGUCUGGACUCAGUCUCCGUAGCAUCUAACAGCGGUGCAGUGGACCAAGACGCACUGUCCAAGUUCUGCAAUCACGUGCCGCGAGUCUUGGUGUGGCUGCUGGGCUUUUUCUAUUUCGGUUCGCUGCCACUUGGCAUCUACUUGCUGGUGAUCCAGAGAGUGACUCUGGGGAUUGUGUGCGUGAGUCUUGUGCCAUCCAGUCUCACAGUCUGUCUCGUCUACGGCUUCUGCCAGUGUCUGUGCCAGGGCAUGUGCGACUGCUCCAACAGGGGUUGACUGGUACAAAACAGGCCAGUGAAAAUCAUAGGCUACAUCAUCUCACCAUACAGAGAUAAAAAUAAGCUUUAGGCAUCUGAAUCUCCUCGCUGCAAAUCAAAUGCAAUGUGUACCAUCUUGCUAUGAAGGGAUAUGUACAAGCAGCUGUGAUAAGAGGACGGGUCAAGCAUUAAAGAGGAAGGUCAGUCUGGAGGAAACAUUAUUAGCUUAACACAGUUUAUGCACAUACCCUUCCAGCUCAUUCUGAAGUAAAAAAGCUGACCUUAGAAAUGUUCUCCAUGCAGAGCAGAUGAUGAUGCACGAGUGGGAGUUUAUCAAAGCGGAGUGGAUGGACUUUGUGUGUACAGCCAGGCAGAGCGGAUGGGCCAUAAAGAAUAAAGUUUUAUUGUGGUUGAUUUUCAUCGCUGUGAAAUAAACUGCAUGCCCUGAUUCUCAAUGAAAAGGCUCCAUGAGCAGCACUGUUACAGGUUAAGUCUGGACUAGUCUGUCUGGUUAAAGACUUCUACUGUAGGUAUUACAAAGUAAAGAGGUGGGUAACCACUGAGGUAAGAAGGGGCCUUUAAAUAAAGAGA